This is a messenger RNA of Anopheles marshallii, 2160 nucleotides long. RefSeq names its product nicastrin (gene Nct). NCBI's taxonomy places the organism in Eukaryota, Metazoa, Arthropoda, Insecta, Diptera, Culicidae. The transcript is spliced from 4 exons. The coding region runs from base 1 to 2160 and encodes 719 amino acids. Gene Ontology annotation, cellular component: membrane. Gene Ontology annotation, biological process: protein processing; Notch receptor processing. The record is from RefSeq and is a predicted model, not a curated record.
AUGUUUCCAUUGCACACACCGAAUGGUGUGAAAUGGUGCAAUUGGCAACUGGUCGCCUAUUCGCUGCUAUUGCUUCAAACAAACCUAGGUGCAAAUGGGCAGCGCAUGAAGGAUAACAUGUACACAUCGGUCAAUGGGGCGCACUGCUUUCGGCGACUCAACGGAACGCAUGUAACGGGUUGUAGUUCAAAGAAUGGUGGAUCGGUCGGUGUGUUGCAUUUAAUCAAUAGCAAGGAAGACAUUGAUUUUAUCGUGCACAAGCAUCCAUCUCCACCGUAUGCGCCGGUUAUACCGCCGGCACUUUAUACGCGAGAAAACAUUCUCCGGUUGCGGGAUGAAGCCGGUCCGUACGUUUCCGCGCUGAUACUGAUGAACAACGCCAGUGGGUUGCAACAGUUCAGUCAGGAGUCACGCUGCCCCAACCAGUACAGUGGGCUUUCGUCCGUGCUGAAUCAGAUAGCAGACGAUCAGCGUUGCAGUGUGGAUCGGGCUGAGGACAGCUGGAACCCAUGGGGCAGUGGUUUGCUGCUGGAAGACUUUCCAUUUCCAAUCUUCUACGUGGCGGACGUGUCGCAGAUGGAAAAACUGCUCGACUGCUACGAACGGUUUAACGCACACGAUCUCGAUCAUCAGCAUCAACGCAGCUUGUGUGCGAUUGAGGUGAAAGCGUUCAUGUCGGCAGCCGUCAGCACGGAUAUCUGCACACGGCGAUCCAACUCUUACAACUCGCUCAUUCCAGCUACAAAGUACUGUGAUCCGCUGCAGGGGAAAAACGUGUAUGCCACGCUCUUUCCCAGACCAAUCGUCCCGGAGGAGCAGCGAGUCGAAGGACCGGAACGGAUAGUGCUCGUGUCAACCCGUACCGAUACGACCACUAUGUUCGAUGGGGUCGGACUGGGUGCAAUGGAUUCGGUUGUUCCUUUCACCGUGCUAGUGGCGGUAGCACAUUUUCUCUCCAAAGCACUACCCAAUAACGAUAGAAACGUACUGUUUUUGUUCUUUAACGGGGAAUCCUACGACUAUAUUGGCUCUCAGCGCUUCGUUUACGAUUUGCAAACAGGUGCAUUCCCUUCACGCGGCACCCAAACCAAACCCAUUUCGAUGGACAACAUCGAACUAAUGAUUGAUAUCGGAUCGAUGGACAACCUGACGGAGCUACAGGUUUAUCACGCGGCACCCCAACCGAUGGCCACAAAAGUGGCCGAGCUGCUGCGCAAAAUCAAUCAAUCCCUCAAGUUCGGCAUUCAGUCGGGACAGCCAAUUCUGACGGGUAAUCUGCCACCAGUUUCGGCACAAUCAUUCCUGCGGGAAAACAUCACUUUCCCAGCUGUGAUAAUUGCCUCUAAGCCGAAUAAUCGGUUUUAUCACUCCAUUUAUGACGAUCAGGAAAAUCUGCAAUAUCGCUACAGAAACUACUCGCAGAAGUAUGACUAUACGCAGCUGGAAGAUCUUGAUCUCGGUGAUCAUAGCAACCUGUACGGGAGGGAUUCGAUCCAGAUGCGCAUCCGGAACGCGUCCACGCUGAUCGGUAUGAGUAUCUACGAGCUGCUGGUGGGUCGAGCCUACGAUCAGCCUUACGGUACGAACAGUGUGCUGAUAGACGAGUUCCUACACUGCUUCCUCGAAUCGGCUGACUGUCCUUUGUUCCGGGCGACGGUGAAACCGGAUUCGCCACAUGUCUAUCCGGCGCCACCGUCCCGAUACAUUAGCGUGCACACAACGCUGACCGCGGAUGCAACCGGCUGGACAUACCGAGUGCUUGGUUUGCUGCUGGGCCAAAGGGUAGAAAACGUUACCAAGACAGACUGUGCGGCAAUGCACCUACCAUAUCAGUGGAUGGCCGGUUACGAUGGGGCCGGUGAAUGUCGUAGAACAACCCAAAACAUGAGCUUGGCCCUGUCGCCAGCGUUCAUGAACGAAACGUACGACUUUACCUCCUACCGAUAUUCGACCUGGACCGAGUCGACGUGGUCGGAGAUGUCGGCGCGGAUAUUUCUGCGACCUUCGCCAGCCCACGAGACGCUUACCCUGUCGAUCGGUAUCGUGGUGAUGGUAAUUUCGUUCGUGCUGGUGUUUCUCAUCAAUAGCCGCUCGGAUGUGCUGUUUAAUCAGGGUUCCACCUCAUCGAUACCCAUUGCCACACAGCCAACACAAUGUUGA